Messenger RNA from Punctularia strigosozonata HHB-11173 SS5, 708 nucleotides. It is a transcript of the gene HTP7, whose product is annotated as Cloroperoxidase. The transcript has 5 exons. The record is from RefSeq and is a predicted model, not a curated record. Gene Ontology annotation, molecular function: peroxidase activity. NCBI's taxonomy places the organism in Eukaryota, Fungi, Basidiomycota, Agaricomycetes, Corticiales, Punctulariaceae. The annotation marks the transcript as partial.
AUGCUUCACGACGAUCCGCACGCGUACAUCCCUCCAAAGGAAGGCGAUUCGCGUGCACCGUGCCCGGCGCUGAACACCAUGGCCAAUCACGGUUACAUAUCGAGAGACGGCAAGAAUCUCUCUGGCCGUGAUUUGGCCAAUGGCUUGAUGGCAUGCUACAACAUCUCCAUGCCUCUCGCCUAUUUCCUCUCGUACGGUGCGCUUCUGCAUCCCCGCGUCGAACUGUCCGAUUUCGCUCUCCACAACCAUGUCGAACACGACGCCAGCAUUUGCCACGAAGAUGGUGAGAUUUUCGACCUCUUUGCCCCAUGCCCCGUGAUCCCCAAAAUGUUUGACGACUUCGUCAAGGACUCUGCCACUGGCACACAUUGCAACGCUCGAGACAUCGCGGCGACACGCGUCCGGCGCGAAGCUGAAUCGCUCAAGGCACGCGCCGCGCAGUUCGCGCGCUUCACGAUGGCCGCCACGAGUGAUUACGACGGUCUGCACGCUGAGAUUGCCCGCGGCGAGACGGCCCUUGUGCUCGGCAUAUUCGGCGGGGGUCACCCCACACCUAUGGUCUCCUUCGACGUGCUGCGCUCGUGGUGGGUCGACGAGCGUCUGCCCGACGGCUGGCGUCCCACGCACGUGCAGAAGCUCGGGUACACCGUCGAUCUCAGCAAGGCUAUCCGGCAAGAGAUGAAGGACAUCCGCGCCCGCGCUGAGGCU